Messenger RNA from Nicotiana attenuata, 1119 nucleotides. Its product is annotated as DNA-directed RNA polymerases II, IV and V subunit 8B-like. Gene Ontology annotation, biological process: DNA-templated transcription. Bases 159 to 815 code for a protein of 218 amino acids. Gene Ontology annotation, cellular component: RNA polymerase I complex; RNA polymerase III complex; RNA polymerase II, core complex. Lineage: Eukaryota; Viridiplantae; Streptophyta; Magnoliopsida; Solanales; Solanaceae. The transcript is spliced from 5 exons. Gene Ontology annotation, molecular function: DNA-directed RNA polymerase activity. The record is from RefSeq and is a predicted model, not a curated record.
UUAUGUUUGCCAAACAGUAGUGACACUUCCUUUGCUACUUCAAUGGCUACGACGAGAAAUUGGUGGUAGGCCGUUUUCAAAUGGAAAAAACAAUCAAUUGCCCCUAAUUAUGUACAGUAGUUUAUAACUUUAUAUGAACAUUGAGGGAUGUUCGCAAAAUGUUCGAUAAAAUUCCUCAACCAAUUGUCUUCCAAGAAUUUCAAAAAAAUGGCAAAAGAGUUGAUAUGGGACAGUGCAGAGACUCAAGAAAGAAAACAGAGCGAGUUCUAUCUCUGUAUCAGCGAAUAUUGAGGAGCCAGAAUUCCUCUACUGAACUUUGCAGCAAGGGUUCAAAAGAAGGGCUGAAAUCUUUGCAGUAUUUAAUGCUGGCCUCUAGGAGUGAUCUCUCCGUACAAUUGACGGUCAUAUUGGCGCUGCUGAAUGCUCUUCUCCGUUUUAAGAAAGUUUCUCGCAUAGAAGCAGAAAGUCAAGAUGGAAACACAUUUUGCCAGCUAGUGAUCAUCCGAGAGUUAUAUUCUGUUCAUCCGAAUGAAUUGUAUAGGAUGGUUAUUUCAGAGGUAGACAAAGAAAAUCCUGAUGAGUCAGAUUUUGCUGGCUAUCUUCCUGAGGGAAAGCAGAAAUCACCUGCCGACCAAUUUGAAUUCAUCAUGCAAGGGAAAGUGUAUAAUGUCUCAACGGAUACAUCAGGAUCUGACACUAAAGCAGUGGUUCAUAUCUCCUUUGGUGGACUUCAGUUUAUGCUGAAAAGUGACCCAGCCAAGUUGCAAAGGUUUAAGCGGGGCCAGAGGGUCCUUCUUCUUAUGACGAAGGUGUGAAAGCGGUUGUGCUGCUGCAGUGGGAACCUCAAGUGCAGUGAGUUUCAGAUACCGAAUGCCUAAACAAAACAAAAAAACAUGGAGUGCAAUUUCAUGUCAAGUGAAGAGACAUUCAUUUUAUUUUCCUUCAUAUGUUGGGGGUAGAUGGGCUGUUUUAGAGGGUAGCAAGAGACCCUUCUGACCAGAAUUGCGCUUAUUCCGUUGAUUAUAUUACUUGUUUCUCUAUUUGAAACCUUUAUUUUUGCUCAAAACCAAUCUUAUUGAUAUAAAAUCUGCAUAUUUAAGGAAGCAAAAUGAGAAUCCA